AUCAUCCAUCAAAGUUCAGAGCUCAGAGGAAGAAGAAGAGGAGAUCGGUCGAAAUGUCACAGGCGCUGUGGGAGAAGAGUCCGGCAUGGAGAUGGCUAGUAACGCAGACUAAGGUUUCAAAACCAUUCUUCUUCACCUUCGCAGCCGUAUGCGGUGUUAUACCUGGUGUCAUCGGAUUCUGUGUUAUGCAGUUGACUAACUCAUCUAACCCUCAGCUUGAAGCUCAACUUCGCAAAAAUGCUUCACCCGAUUCUCUGAUGAUGGGGAAAGUGAAUCAGGAGAGACUUGCAGAAUACCUUGGGGAGCUGCAGAGAAAGGAGAACACAAACGACCGGUAUGUAGCUGCUUUAAAAGGAGAGACUUUGACAAGGAAUCCUUACGUUAGGAUUCAACCCGUACCAAAACCCUUGAGCAACGCCAGCACCAGUGCCAGCGCCAGCACUAAAAUUACUGAUCAGAAGGAGAAUAAGUAGUAGGAAGGUUGAGGUGAAGAUGUCAGUUGCUGUGGGGGAUUGGAUGAAGGUGAAAGCAAUGUGGUAAUGCAUAACUGGAUUUGCGUGCUGUGAAAAAGUCACUUAGACCUCUGUUUUCUCUGAUGGUUUUUGUUACUUGUAAAGAAGAGAAUUCUAACUUUCUAGUCACUUGCUGUGCUAUGGUUGACUGCCAAUUAAAGCUGCUGAAGUUUUACAGCAUCUGAUUUUAUGUAUUGUCAAGUAUAGAGUAUGGUACUGUCGAUGAGUGAAAUUACAGUUGUUUAUGUUCUCUUUAAUGGAGUAAGUACUGAAUUUUGUCUACAAUUUGUGUUUGAAAAAUUUUAGUUUCCCGGA
This is a messenger RNA of Papaver somniferum (opium poppy), 827 nucleotides long. RefSeq lists its product as uncharacterized. The coding region runs from base 54 to 473 and encodes 139 amino acids. The transcript is spliced from 3 exons. The record is from RefSeq and is a predicted model, not a curated record. Lineage: Eukaryota; Viridiplantae; Streptophyta; Magnoliopsida; Ranunculales; Papaveraceae.